AUGUACCUGACAGAUACGCGUCUGGGUUUUCUUCAAGAAUUUGACGCGGUACUUGGUAGAGAACUUUUGCCUGUUUAAAAGAAGAUUGCGCCUCUCGACCAAGUGGAUGCCAUCGAAAAUAAAAUUCAAUCUCAAGAAGAAAAACGACUAUGGAGGAGCUAAGCCAGCUGCCAACGGCCCGAAAGUUUUUCUGGAUUUAUGAAGCAGCUAAAUACGUGUCCAAAUACUCUGAUGAGAAAACGAACAGUUUUGAAGUCAGAUAUAGCCAAAGGAAUGAUGAAAGAUCCAAAAAGCUCUUUGGAUGCGUGGAUAAGCCAAAAUGCAAUUGACUCCAUUCCUUGUCUUAAGGAUUAUCAGGAAGUUAGUUACUCGAAAAUUCAACUAAGACAAAUCUCUUAUCCGAUUUAUUCAUGCCUGUAUAUACCGAUAACUCUGGGAUGGUUACAGCCCACUGAAUCGCCUGGUACGGGUGGCACAUCCACAAAAGUUUUGAAAGUACAUGCAAACCAGCUGGCCUACCUGCUGUCCAAAUUUUUCAAAACUUAGAUUAAGGUGGGGGGUUUGUCUACUUAAUGUCAGCUUCGCAAGGUAAAUCCCAUAUAUAAAGGGCGAGAAAGAACCCCUUCAGAUAUUUUCAGAUCGGGGACUUUCGCAAGUAUCUGUUACAAACUAAGGGAAAAAUUAAUAAAACAGAACUGAUGAGGCAUGCUAAGGUGAGCAGCUUACCUGUAAUGCAUCAAAAUAGAUCCAGGAGCGAUCGAUCUCUCUUCAUUAACCCGUUUACAUGCAUGGAAAUCCGAAUGAAAUUCCCAGAGGUGGGUUUUCCAGUAGAUACACACUAUAUUGACUCCUUCAAAGCCUUUAACGCGAUCCCAUACUAAUGGCUAAUUUCUAAAUUGCGUUAAAUGGGCGUGAGUGGCAACCUACUCAAAUGAUUGGCCAACUUAAUUGCAAGCGGAAAUCAGCGUAUUUACAUUAAUAACGUCAAAUCUGAGUAAGAAACUGCUAACAAUGGGGUCCUGCAGGACGAAGCUCCGGGUUCCAUUCUACUUUUACGUAUGUGGACGACUGCCUUGACUGCUUAACCUGUAUACAUGGAAAAAAGAGGGAUUUCGAGGUACCCUUUAUAUUUCCAUACGAAGAAUAGGUUCCGGACUGCUGGACUUGACAAGUAGGGUCCGAAGGGUAAGGUAAGGUGUCAGCUAAGAAAAACUCCAUUCACAAGAGGCACCAUCCGACGUUUCUACAGGGCGAUAGGAAGACGCUGAGCGAUGUUGAACGCAGAGUAGUAGUCAAUAAAUGCUCUUGAACACACACAUCAACUUCUGUCUAGUUUCUUAGAGCGGAAUAGACCACAAGAACAACAGCAUCCAAUGCACUGCUCUCCAAGAAAUUUUUAUCGUCGUAUUCUGAAAAUCUUUUCAAAUAAACACUUGUUCGACAAUUCGAACGUUUUAUUGUCAAAAUAUUAACCUUCCGCAUUGGCUCAUAGAUCACUGUGAGAUAUUGCAAAUUUGUUAAAAGUAAUUCGAUGCGUAUUUUUCCGAAAGGAAAGAUACCGCUCAAGCGGAUAAUUUCAGUAAUAACAAAAGUGGAAUAGAAUACGUUUGGAUCUCUCGAGCGAUAUAUCUCUUUAGUUCAAAAAAGCAUUAUAUUAGAGAAGAAACUCGAGAAAGUUGUUUUCUUGGGGUAAGAGUUUCAAUGGCUCUAGAUUAGAUUCUGGUUUUACUAGGGUCGCCUUCCAAUAUCACGGGAAUAGUUUCGGUUCACCUGGCUAACUGUAGAAAAAUUUGAAUGCGGUUUAGAUGCAGUCCCUAAGAGAACUUUAGAUUAUGAGUUGCUUGAGUUGUCCUAGUAGUUGUUUGGAGUACGAAGUCUUAACACUGAUAGGCUAUGAUGCAAUAAAGCACAAAUUAACAGGCGAAAUAAUCUAAAGCAACAUUUGACCAUGUUCAAGACACCUCCACGUUCGUCGGAGGGCUUGCAUACAUGACACGUAACAAAGCUUUAAGAAUAGAAAAUAUAUCGAAUUAUAUAAAAAUAGUCUAAAAUAGUUUCUUGACACUAGAAUUACUUUGUUUGUAUGUGCCAAUUUCACUAGCUGGUCACUCGUUUGGCGUUCGCGGGUUUCCGAACUCACCCGUUGGUAAGUGUUGUUUGUGUUUUGUUAUUUCUAUACGUGUUUGUCACUUUCUUGCAGCUCAAGAAAUAGUACUAACCUUUCAAAUUUCGUCGGUCUCUUCUGCUUAAUUUUUCAUUGUUUGUGCUUUUAUAUUUACUCGAGAAAAUGAAAUCCAUUUUUUAUUCUAAAUAAUCUUUCUGAUUAGUUUUUUGAAGGUAACACUAGGCGUUUAAGGAAGACUGUAUCCUAUUAAUUAGAAAGAAGGAGCGUAUCGUUUCACAAAUCCUAAAUUAUAUUAUUGUCUUGUUUGCAUAGUAGCCCAGUUGAUUGACUCAUCUGCAUGCAUUGCUUAUUUUCAUUGCCAAGAAGCCAACUUGCCACGAUGUCCUCUGAAUGUGCUAUUGAUGUGUGUUAGACACAACGUUAGUCCUCAGGUCUAGAUGUAUGAGAAUUUUACAACUAAAACCCGGGUUACGGGGUUCUGACUUGCAAGUUAAUUUUUGUAUCAUGCCAGUUUAUACGAUAAACAUUUAAUUCAGAUUAAAAAUUUAAAAAAUCCUUCGCUUAGUUGACGAAAACGUGAAGUAAAAUUUUUUAGUAUAAAAAGUUCGAAUUUCUGGCAUGCCGUUACUUAAUACUUCUCCUUUUUACAAUGCGCUCUAGAUUCUAUAUUACUUUUUCUUACCGAAAAGGAAGACAACUUGUGGUCUGCUUUUUCGUAUUUUCAGUUCACUGGCUGGAAAUACGUAAGUGUUCUUGAAGUAUGCGAAGUUUCAAGGUUCAAAUGUUAUUUGUUAUCAGUCACUUCCCGUCUUUUAUUUUGGGUACCCAUUGAUCAUGGAACAAGCGAGAAGACAGCUUUCCUCUAUUGAUUCUCCGUCGCACCCAUUUUUCAGUCCUGGGGAACGCUAAAAUCAAUUACUUUUUAUACCGACCAUAUAUUUUAUAUACCCUUAAAAAUCCUGUAGUUGAAGUAUCAUGUGUUGUUCAAUGUCUUCUCUUGAUUUGGUGCUCAACACAUCGAAACAUUAACUAGAGUGCUUGUGAAGACUCCAAGGUAUUUAAAUCGAUAUUAUAAUCGAGCCAUUCGAUCAUUUUCUGUGAUUAUUCUGGACUCUUCAUUCGGCAUUGUUUGAGAAACCCGAUGCCAUUUUAACUAUAAAACAUUAAUAUUUGGCGUUUAGAAAACAUAACAUCUAGGUACAUUCUGUCAGUUUAAGCCAUUUAAACAGCGUUAUUUAAUUCUGCUCACUGUACGUCACUGUCACCAAUAAAUAUUGCUUCUUUUUUCUAAAUGCCCUUUAGAACAAUUGGGAGCUCUAAAUAGCAAUUUUUUUCACCCGUGUUCUUUACUAGGAACUCAAACUGGACAAAAAAGACUUUGGUUAUCCAUUCGAAGGGAUGGGGGAUGGGUUUCGUGGACGCUCUUCUACCUGGAGUGCUGGCACCACGUCAGCAUACGGGAAAGGCGAUCUGGUAGCUGGUCUAAACGAGGACUGCAAACUAGCUUACCCAUUUGCCUCUUUAAGAAGUGGUCAAUUUCAAGAUGAGGCCCUUAGUCUUCAGUUUAACGACUUUGGCGAUCUCCACUCCCCCAAAUUGGGGCCUCAUUAUUCGCCCGCCAGUAGCACUACGGCGACCGAACUGGGUUCUCAGGAAUUUCACCUCCGCUCGCACCUCCUAGAUAAGACACCUGACUCCGACUAUGGAGACGCGCGUUCGAACCUUCUUACUGUGAUGGCCACCACCAGUCAAUCUUCACCAUCGCGUAGUAUGCGAGAUUGGAACACCUCUUUUGCCCUCUCCAUGGGUCGCAGCUCUGGAUUCCAGGAUGUCUCCUCCUCUUCUACCUUCUCCCCCGUCUCCUCCUUUGGAACACUUUCGCAGGGUGUUGUGACUCCCUGUGGCACAGGCGCCGGCAGUUCCAGCAGUACCAAUACCCUUCCACCAUUCAGCUCGUCUGCUCCUUACCCCCUUAGCAAUGGCUCCGGUUUUCCGGACGCAGCUUCUCUCAAUAAACAUUGUCCGGCCGCAGCAUCUGCACACGUCUCAGGUUCUCCUAGUCCCGCAAAUUCCCAAGUCUCGCUCCCUGGCCCUCUCACAAACUCUACUACUGCUGCCACCACCGGCAGUGGUGGUGCCACAAACUCGGCAAAACGACCCGCUCGACGCAAUCCCUGGGGGGCGGAGACUUACUCUGAUCUUAUUGCUAACGCUAUCGAGUCGUAUCCGGAGAAACAAGCCACCCUACAGC
Spirometra erinaceieuropaei is the source of this 4376-nucleotide messenger RNA. Lineage: Eukaryota; Metazoa; Platyhelminthes; Cestoda; Diphyllobothriidea; Diphyllobothriidae. The record is from the annotation of a GenBank genome assembly.